CAACGUUUUGAUCCUCUUACAUCCUUAGAAGGGUCCCCAGGUUAUACAUGACUCAGACACAUUGAGUUUAAAGGUGAAAGAAAUAAGAUUUGAUGGACAUAGACACUCAGUCGAGGAUUUCUCCGUAUAAAAUGAUUAUUGGAGGGGCGGGAUGUGUUACAUCUCGCGGGACAUCUCUGGGGUGUGUCAACAAUUAGUGUAGAUGUUUUAAAACACUGUUAUUUUGGUUUGAGGGUAACAAAUCGUCGAAGAUUAACAUUGGAAUUUGUGAAAAAAGAUGGCGCUGAGAACGCCAUGGAACGCUGAAAUAAAUGUUUUUAUUUGGAAACCACCGGGUCCAUAGAGACGGUUUAGGUGUGACGUCACAACGUGAAGGUGUAGUCACGGUGGUUGAAACUUACUUAUGAAUGUAUUAUUACAUGCUCCAUACACUAUUUCUCUUGAUAUUUAACAUCAAAACUCUGCUCGUGGUUGAUGCAUUUCAUAAGAGUGACAAGAGCGAUUUGUUAAGUAACCGAAUAGGACUGCAUGUGCGCGUGCUGCACCUCCCCCUCGCGCUGCGAUGUACAACUCAUAGAAUAAAGAGGUGAUAAAUUGAAGAAGGACUGGUAUCAGGAAAACGCCCGAUGCCAGUUCUAUAUUUUACACUAUAUUUCACACUAGUCUGAAUGUUAGAUGUACUCUGUGUAGACUGUAAUAAAGCUUCCUGACUGAUUCUUAAUGUACACACAUGUAAAUACAUGCACAUAUUCAUAUUUAGAAUAAACAACUGAUAGACUCUAUCUUCUUUCAUAUUUACACCGCCAAAUCUUUCAUUUUCUCAUGAAUUAUGAAAAGAAAAUGGUGUUGCAAUAUCAGACCAGGUCAGGGGUCAAUUUAAUAAUAUGACUGUCUGUUUGAUUCGGUUUGAUACCAGCAGCAUGUGUAAGCCCUCCUUCAGUUUUCAACACUGAACCAAAUGCAAACAGUUUUAUUAUCCUGCGUUUUCUUUUGUUAGUGUAUUAUUUAUUGCAUGACAUCUACUUUGAAUCCACUUUUAAUGCAAUAUGUGAUGUGAGAAAUGACCACAAUGUGCAUCGGUGAUCUGAGGGUUGUGUUGCUGUUUAUUUACCCUCAGAUGGCCCGACGGUGCAGCUACACCAGCGUCCAGAUCCCGGACCCUAACCGGCCCGGGAUCCUGCGGACCAUCCUCAGGAUCAGAGGACCGGCCUCCCUGAUCGGCACCUCACCUGGGCCGUCUCCUCCCUCCUCUGGUACCUUCUCCUUUCCCUCUUCUUCAAGCUCCUCCUCUAAUUCUUCUGGCUCCUCUUCUAGUUCUUCUAGUUCCUCCUCUAAUUCUUCUGGCUCCUCUUCUCGUUCUUCUAGCUCCUCUUCUAAUUCUUCUGGCUCCUCUUCUAGUUCUUCUAGUUCCUCCUCUAAUUAUUCUUGCUCCUCUUCUAGUUCUUCUAGUUCCUCCUCUAAUUCUUCUGGCUCCUCUUCUAGUUCUCCUAGUUCCUCCUCUAAUUCUUCUGGCUCCUCUUCUAGUUCUUCUAGCUCCUCUAAUUCUUCUGGCUCCUCUUCUAGUUCUCCUAGCUCCUCCUCUAAUUCUUCUGGCUCCUCUUCUAGUUCUUCUAGCUCCUCUAAUUCUUCUGGCUCCUCUUCUAGUUCUCCUAGCUCCUCCUCUAAUUCUUCUGGCUCCUCUUCUAGCUCCGCUAAUUCUUCUGGCUCCUCUUCUAGUUCUUCUAGCUCCUCCUCUAAUUCUUCUGGCUCCUCUUCUUGUUCUUCUAGCGCCUCCUCUAAUUCUUCUGGCUCCUCUUCUAGUUCUUCUAGCUCCUCCUCUAGUUCUUCUUCUCGCUCCUCCUCUAAAUCUUUCCGUAGCAUCCCCUCAAUUUCCACCCAUGGACAAGGUAAGUCUUUAAAGGUAAGUCCCCAUGAACCAUUAUCUAAAAGGAGCUGUGCUAGAGUGGAGUGCGUAUACCAGUUAAACAGCCGGUGGUUUAAAAGAGCCACUAGUACUCCAGACAUUAAACCUUUGCCUAAGCCUCCUCAGGGACCCGGGGAACCAUCACAGGUAAGUCCCCCUAAGCCUCCUCAGGGACCCGGGGAAGCAUCGCAGGUAAGUCCCCCUAAGCCUUGUCAGGGACCCGAGGAACCAUCGCAGGUAAGUCCCCAUAAGCCUCCUCAGGGACCCGGGGAAGCAUCGCAGGUAAGUCCCCCUAAGCCUCCUCAGGGACCCGGGGAACCAUCGCAGGUAAGUCCCCCUAAGCCUCCUCAGGGACCCGGGGAACCAUCGCAGGUAAGUCCCCCUAAGCCUCCUCAGGGACCCGGGGAAGCAUCGCAGGUAAGUCCCCCUAAGCCUCGUCAGGGACCCGGGGAACCAUCGCAGGUAAGUCCUGGUGAGUAUCGGCCGUUAUGGGACCAGCCUGAGCCAGAUUGGGUGGUAGAUAUGAGGGUUUAUCUAGAGUGGAGAGACCAGUUUGACAGCUGGUGGUGCAAUAGACGCACUGAUGCUCCAGGUAAUAUUAGGAACUAUAAUCCAAAUAAGAAUGUUUAUUCGUUUGAAAAGAAUUUAUGUGAGUUUGAAAUUACUUACAUGGAGUAAAAUGAUUUACAUGUUUACAUUCAUUUUUAAGUUUCAUCAUGCUGUAUUUUUUGUAUUAAGUUGUAUUUAUUUGUAUGUUUUUAUUUGAUAGUAUUUCAGUAAUAAUACACUUUCAAUCCUGGAAGACAGCUCCAGAAACCUGCUCAACCUCCAGCUUGGUCCAGAUCCAGGCCCGACACUUCCAUCCUUCAGUCUUCAAGAAGUCUGCAGUCUUCCUGAUUUGCCAUCUCUGGUCCGUGCCGUUGACCUGAAACUCACCUCCACUUGGCUUAACAUCUACAAUCUUCCGCUCCUGGCCUGAGCCUUCACCCGACACCUCCAUCCUUCAGUCUUCAAGCAGUCUGCAGUCUUCCUGGAACGCCAUCUCUGGUCCGUGCCGUGGACCUGAAAGCCACCGCCAAGAGAUCGUCCCUUCUACGACCGUCGGUCAACCUGCUGGACUUCGCCUCACCACACUUCGGGCCCCCUGACACGCCCGUAUCUCUCGUGGGUCAAGGAUUCUGUGAAGGGCCCACUCCUGGAACCAGAAAGUCGUGGACUACUGGUGUUUUUCCGUUUUGUGGUUUUUGUUAUCUGACUCAACAAAAUAAACCUUUUUGUUUUACCCCAACUGAUCUGGUCUGCGUCUGGGUCCUGUCCGAGGUAACCGUGACAGUUAUGUUCCAGGAAGCUGUGGUGAAUGAGCUCAAAUGAGGUUUUUAUUAAGUAGAGCCUUAAUGUCUGCACUGGUGCCUUUGGACCAGAUAAUAU
Molecule: messenger RNA, 3331 nt
Organism: Pungitius pungitius (ninespine stickleback)
Lineage: Eukaryota; Metazoa; Chordata; Actinopteri; Perciformes; Gasterosteidae
Exons: 2
Coding region: 1061-2581 (506 amino acids)
Source: RefSeq, a predicted model, not a curated record